UUGAAAAAACACGCACGCAGUCACUCUCAGGCUGUGAGAGGAGAGAGGGAGAGAGUCAGGGCGAGAAUCAAGUUCUUCUUUGAAUAAAGAAAUCCCACCCCACUUAUUGUCGGAUAUUAUAUAGAGAAAAAAAAAUCACAAAUAAACUUUGUACAAACUGGAAGUAAAAGAAAGGCCCUCUAAUGCCAUCGUCAUUUGUCACGAAAGAGAGAGAGAGAGAGAGAGAGAGGGAGGGAAAGAAUCUUUCUUCUUUUUUCUCAACCAUCAACUCGGACGCACACUCUGUCUACCUUCGAGGAACUUGAUUGUGAGGAAUUAACGAAGUUGUCGUUGUCCUCCCACUGGACUAAAAGUGCUUUGCCAUCAUCACCAUGGUUUCGAGGUCUUAUUCUAACUUAUUGGAUCUUGUGUCUGGUGGAUCUCCAACUUUUGGUCGUGAGAGGAAGAGGCUCCCUCGGGUGGCAACCGUCGCGGGAGUGCUGUCUGAGCUAGAUGAUGAAAACAGCAAUAGUGCUGGUUCUGAUGCUCCCUCAUCUAUCUCUCAGGAUCGGAUGAUCAUUGUGGGAAACCAGCUUCCACUUAGGGCACAUCGAAGUGACGAUGGACAGUGGAACUUUAGCUGGGAUGAUGAUUCUCUUCUUUUGCAACUUAAAGAUGGCCUUGGAGAAGAUAUAGACGUAAUCUAUAUUGGCUGUCUUAAAGAAGAGAUUGACCUGAGUGAGCAAGAUGAUGUAGCUCAAACUUUGCUCGAGACAUACAAGUGUGUACCAGCAUUCAUCCCUCCCGAUCUUUUUAGUAAAUUCUAUCAUGGAUUCUGUAAGCAACAUUUGUGGCCUUUAUUUCACUACAUGCUUCCUCUAUCGCCAGAUCUUGGUGGUAGGUUUGAUCGGUCCCUUUGGCAAGCUUAUGUAUCUGUGAACAAGAUAUUUGCAGAUAAAGUAAUGGAAGUGAUCAGUCCUGAUGAUGACUUUGUGUGGGUUCAUGAUUACCAUUUGAUGGUUUUGCCAACAUUUUUGAGGAAGAGGUUCAAUAGGGUAAAGCUUGGAUUCUUCCUCCAUAGCCCAUUCCCUUCAUCUGAGAUCUACAGGACACUUCCUGUAAGAGAUGAACUUCUGAGAGCUCUUUUAAACUCUGACCUCAUUGGAUUCCAUACUUUUGAUUAUGCUAGGCACUUCCUCUCUUGUUGUGGUAGAAUGCUUGGGCUUUCUUAUCAAUCUAAGCGUGGUUACAUAGGGCUUGAAUAUUAUGGUCGUACAGUAAGCAUUAAAAUUCUUCCUGUUGGGAUUCAUAUAGGCCAGCUCCAAUCUGUUUUGGAUCUUCCUGAGACUGAAUCUAAGGUUGCAGAGUUACGAGAUCAGUUUAGGGGUCGUACGGUUUUGCUUGGGGUUGAUGACAUGGACAUUUUUAAAGGAAUCAGUUUGAAACUUUUGGCCAUGGAACAACUGCUCACACAACAUCCUGAUAAGAGGGGUAAAGUUGUAUUGGUUCAGAUUGCAAAUCCUGCAAGGGGCAGAGGUAAGGAUGUGCAGGAGGUCCAAUGUGAAACUACUGCUACAGUGAGCAGGAUUAAUGAGACAUUUGGAAGGCAAGGAUAUAAGCCAGUGGUCUUGAUUGAUACUCCACUGCAGUUUUAUGAAAGAAUUGCUUAUUACGUAAUUGCAGAGUGUUGUCUUGUUACAGCAGUGAGGGAUGGGAUGAAUCUUAUUCCCUAUGAAUAUAUUAUUUGCCGGCAAGGAAACGAGAAAUUAGAUGUGACCUUAGGGCUAAACACAUUGACCCCAAAAAAGAGCAUGCUGGUGGUAUCUGAAUUUGUCGGAUGCUCCCCAUCACUAAGUGGUGCAAUUCGAGUUAAUCCAUGGAACAUUGAUUCUGUAGCCGAAGCUAUGGAGUCAGCCCUAAUAGUCUCUGAGGCAGAAAGACAGUUGAGGCAUGAGAAGCACUAUAGGUAUGUCAGUACACAUGAUGUUGCGUACUGGGCACGCAGCUUUUUACAAGAUCUUGAAAGGGCAUGUAGGGAUCAUGUGAGGAGGAGGUGCUGGGGAAUUGGUUUUGGUUUAGGGUUUCGAGUAAUUGCUUUGGAUCCAAAUUUCAGAAAGCUCUCAGUUGAUCAUAUCGUUUCAGCUUAUAAGAGGACUAAGAGCCGAGCAAUUCUUUUAGAUUAUGAUGGUGCUAUGAUGCUGCCGGGUUCAAUUUGUAUCUCUGCCAAUACUGAAGUUGUUGGAACCUUAAAGAGCUUGUGUAGAGACCCCAAAAAUGUUGUCUUCAUUGUUAGCGGGAAGGACAGAAAGACCCUAAUGGAAUGGUUUUCUUCUUGUGAAAAGCUUGGGAUUGCAGCUGAGCAUGGUUAUUUUUUGAGGCCAAACCAUGAGGUGGAUUGGGAAACUUGUGUUUCAGUGCCAGAUUUUGACUGGAAACAGAUUGCUGAGCCAGUAAUGCAAUUAUACACUGAAACUACUGAUGGUUCUACCAUAGAGACCAAAGAGAGUGCUCUUGUUUGGAAUUACCAGUUUGCAGAUCCAGAUUUUGGCUCAUGCCAGGCUAAGGAGCUUCUUGAUCAUCUGGAAAGUGUUCUUGCUAAUGAUCCAGUUUCAGUCAAGAGUGGCCAACAUAUAGUUGAGGUUAAACCUCAGGGUGUAAAUAAAGGCAUUAUAGCAGAAUAUCUCCUCUCAACAAUGAGACAGAGGGGAAUGCUUCCGGAUUUUGUUCUCUGUAUUGGGGAUGACAGGUCAGAUGAGGACAUGUUUGAGGUGAUAAUGAGUGCAAGGGCAUCUCUCUCCCCAGUUGCCGAAGUAUUUGCUUGCACUGUUGGCCAGAAACCCAGCAAGGCCAAGUACUACCUGGAAGACACAACUGAGAUUUUGAGAAUGUUACAGGGCCUAGCCAAUGCUUCAGAGCAGGCUGCCAGAAUUGCUCCCCAAGUUUCUCAGCGCGUGGUUAUGUCAGAUAGUAAAUAGUCUUCUCUAUAGGACCAUAUCACACUCGCUAUGGGAUUCUCUUGUGCUAAAUUUCUCAACUGGCAUGAUUUUUCUGGUUGAAUAUUGAGGUGCAGGUCUUACUUCUCUACCAGAUUGCAAAAUUGCAAGGAGUUCUUACUCCGUAGUUAACUGGUAACCUAUGAUUUGUUGGUGAUGUCUAGAUACUGUGAUUUUUAUA
Molecule: messenger RNA, 3153 nt
Organism: Juglans microcarpa x Juglans regia
Lineage: Eukaryota; Viridiplantae; Streptophyta; Magnoliopsida; Fagales; Juglandaceae
Product: alpha,alpha-trehalose-phosphate synthase [UDP-forming] 5-like
Exons: 4
Coding region: 372-2954 (860 amino acids)
Biological process (GO): trehalose biosynthetic process
Cellular component (GO): cytosol
Molecular function (GO): catalytic activity
Source: RefSeq, a predicted model, not a curated record